AAAAGUGAUGAAUGCAGACAAACAAUUCUGGACUCUCCAUUUUAUUUUCUUAUAAUAAUAAAUAUAAAUCUCUGGAUUCAAUCUUCUUUCUUAUCCAUCCAAACAAUAAAAAUAAGAAAAAAAAGAAAAACUAGGAAUAUACUUCCUUCAGUAUUUACUCAACCAUGAAAGCAGCUGAACCUAAAUUUUGAACUGCCGCUUACAUCUAUUAAAAAAUUUUAAUUAUUGGAAUAAGAAAAGAGAGAGGCGAAUUGAAUGGGGACGGGAACAUCGAGGAACGCCGAUGGAGGGUUGCAUGGAGGUGAAGAACGAGAGGAGAGCCUUGACCAAGCCGGUGGCCAACUCUACGUUUCGUUGAAGAUGGAGAAUUACAAGAAGAAAGGAGACCUUAUCCCUCAUAUUUAUGGCUCUGUUCCUCUGGUUGGUUCUUGGGAUUCAACCAAAGCUCUUUCAAUGGAGCGAGAAUCGGCUUCGAUGUGGGAGCUGAGCUUCGUUGUUCCUCCUAAUCAUGAAACUUUGGAUUUCAAGUUCUUGUUGAAGCCUAAGCAUGGUUACAUGCCUUGUAUUGUCGAGGAGGGUCCAAACCGGUUGCUUACUGGGGGUACUUUACAAGGGGAUGCUAGACAUGCUAGACUGGCACUAUUUAAGCUAGAUAAUGAGGAGGUUCUUGAGUAUCGGGUGUUCAUUAAAGCUGACAGGGUAUCACCCUUUGAUCUUGCGGCAAGUUGGAGAGCUUAUCAAGAUAAUCUCCGGCCUUCGACUGUUCGUGGCAUUCCUGAUGUUAGCAUCAAUGCAGCUCCAGAGACAGGUCAUGAGAACGGCUCUUCUGCUAGUUUGGAGCUUGACCUUGAACAUUAUGUUGUACCUGCUCCAUCCACUUCUGCAAACUCAGGGCUCGUUUAUGCAGCCAACUUGGCAGAAAAUCCACGGUCUCUAACCUCUUCUGGGGUUUCUGGCGAUCGACCUGCAACUAGAAAGGAGAUGGAGUUUAUCAUACCGGACCCUUCUAAGGUAUAUUCAGGAUCCGGGAUGGUUGAAUCAAAAUCUGUGGGGACCUUUUCACCUUUGCAAAAGCAAGACAGUCACAGGGGGCUGUUCGUGGAUAGGGGUGUUGGAUCUCCCAGACUGGUCAAAUCUUCUAGUUCAAGUACUUUUAGUUUUGAUCUUAAAUUGGACAGUAAAAAUAAGAAUUCGAUGCCAGCAGCUGCUGGAGCUGUUGCAGCUGCAGCUGUAGCUGAUCAGAUGCUUGGACCAAAGGAGGAUAGACAUCUAGCCAUUGUCCUGGUUGGUUUGCCAGCUCGAGGAAAGACCUUCACUGCUGUUAAACUUACACGAUAUCUUCGCUGGUUGGGACAUGAUACUAAGCAUUUUAAUGUUGGCAAGUAUCGACGACUCAAACAUGGUACAAACCAGAGUGCUGACUUUUUCCGAGCAGACAAUCCUGAAGGCAUGGAGGCACGUAAUGAGGUAGCAGCCCUGGCAAUGGAUGAUAUGAUAGCCUGGAUGCAAGAAGGUGGCCAGGUUGGAAUAUUUGAUGCAACUAACAGUAGCAGGAGUAGACGGAAUAUGCUGAUGAAAAUGGCUGAAGGAAGAUGUAAGAUUAUUUUUCUAGAAACAAUAUGCAAUGAUGAAAGGAUUAUUGAAAGAAAUAUUCGCCUUAAAAUUCAACAAAGUCCUGACUAUGCAGAAGAGCCAGAUUUCGAAGCUGGAUUACAAGACUUUACAACCCGGUUAGCUAAUUACGAAAAGGUUUAUGAACCAGUUGAUGAAGGGUCUUACAUCAAAAUGAUUGAUAUGGCUAGUGGGCAUGGUGGACAAAUACAAGUUAACAACAUCAGUGGCUAUCUUCCUGGACGAAUCGUCUUCUUCUUGAUCGUCUGGGUGAAAUUAUAUCUGACAACAUUUGGCAACUGCACUUUUGUCUGCGUUAUGUUGCAAGAUAUGGAAGGAAGCUUGAGACUUGUUAAUACACAUCUGACACCUCGCCCAAUACUACUUACCAGGCAUGGAGAGAGUCGUGAUAAUGUUAGAGGCAGAAUUGGUGGUGACAGUGUAUUGAGUGAUACCGGAGAAAUUUAUAUGAAGAAACUCGCAAACUUUGUUGAGAAGCGACUGAAAUCUGAAAGGACUGCUUCUAUAUGGACCAGCACCCUACAGAGAACGAUUCUGACAGCAAGUCCAAUUGUUGGAUUUCCAAAGAUACAAUGGCGUGCACUGGAUGAGAUAAACGCUGGAGUAUGUGAUGGAAUGACUUAUGAAGAAAUAAAGAAGAAUAUGCCAGAGGAAUAUGAAUCUCGCAAGAAAGACAAGCUUAGAUAUCGGUAUCCUCGUGGAGAAUCUUACCUGGAUGUUAUUCAAAGGCUUGAACCUGUAAUUAUUGAGCUUGAACGACAAAGAGCACCCGUUGUAGUGAUAUCUCACCAGGCUGUGUUGAGAGCAUUAUACGCUUAUUUUGCUGAUAGGCCCCUCAAAGAAAUUCCUCACAUUGAGGUGCCACUUCAUACUAUCAUAGAAAUACAAAUGGGAGUAACAGGCGUUCAAGAGAAAAGAUACAAACUAAUGGAUUGAUCCUAUUUUCAAGAAAUUCGUUUUUCUUGAUAUUGGACUUUUCCAAAAGAAAAAACCCAUUAAGAUGAAAUUUUCAUUCAUUGUAUUUCAAUUCUUUGUCAAAAUAUAACAUUAGUAAUAAUCUAACUGUUGUAACAAUAAUUACUAAUAAAACAUGUAUAAGUUUUGCUCUGAACAA
Molecule: messenger RNA, 2746 nt
Organism: Gossypium arboreum
Lineage: Eukaryota; Viridiplantae; Streptophyta; Magnoliopsida; Malvales; Malvaceae
Product: 6-phosphofructo-2-kinase/fructose-2,6-bisphosphatase
Exons: 24
Coding region: 256-2568 (770 amino acids)
Biological process (GO): fructose metabolic process; fructose 2,6-bisphosphate metabolic process
Cellular component (GO): cytosol
Molecular function (GO): 6-phosphofructo-2-kinase activity; fructose-2,6-bisphosphate 2-phosphatase activity; starch binding
Source: RefSeq, a predicted model, not a curated record